Molecule: messenger RNA, 1236 nt
Organism: Talaromyces amestolkiae
Lineage: Eukaryota; Fungi; Ascomycota; Eurotiomycetes; Eurotiales; Trichocomaceae
Exons: 2
Coding region: 1-1236 (411 amino acids)
Source: RefSeq, a predicted model, not a curated record
AUGCAACUUCCCACAGAGAUCUACGAUCUCAUCACUUUCCAUGUCCAAAAUGCCGACUAUCCAUAUGAAAUAAAUACAGACAUCAGUCCCGAGAACAGGCCACGACGACAACUAGCAAAGCUGCGUCUGGUCAACCAAGCUUUUUGUCCUAGCGCAACACGGCAUUUGUUUCGACACAUUGUCAUAAGACUCUACGGCCGUGCUUCUACGAUCAGGGCUUUUCCGCCUUUGGUCCGGCUUAUUGAAAUUUCGAAAAGCCCGCUUGCGCAACAUGUUCGUGAACUUGAAAUUAAAUUUGAAGGGCCUUCAAACCGGGUCGGUGAUAGACCUGAUCUCGAAAACUUUGCGGCAAUUUUGUCGCCGUGCUUGGCUCGAUUUACAAAUUUAAAGAAACUCUCAUUCGAAACACCACGAAUGUUUUUCUCAAGGGAGGAUCCGAGAUCAUAUAUCAAUACUGUCGUUAUGGCGAUUUGCAAUGUACCUCUCCCAAAUCUUGUAGGACUUGUGUUGCAUUUUCCGAUCUGCCACGAUUUCGGACAAUUUUUCUCUUCAAGUUUGAAUCCAGCACAUAUACCAAUCACAACUAUCCUUCGCCAACUCCGAAGCCUCGAAUUAGAAGUCUGUGCGUACGCCAGCAGUCGUGGUCGAGGAUACGCGCGCAUGCCAGCUCUGCCGCAACAUCUGGCAUUUCCAAACGAGACCUAUGCGUGCUAUUUGCAUCAAAUGCUCGAACCCGCAAUCAACCUCACAUCUCUCUCACUAAGCAGUAAGGACAUUUUAAAUCUCGACCCCGUCCACUUCUCGUCUUCGCUUCAGCUUCAGUCCCUGAGUUUGUCUGGCGUAUCCAUAUCCGCGCGCACUCUUCUCGCACUCAUACACCAAUCCAGCUCAACCCUAGAAUCCAUCUCCCUCAACCUCGUCAAAUUAAACAGCCAAACAUGGGAGGACGUACUACUCGAAAUAGCCAAGUUGCAACACUUGACCGAAUUCAGCGUUGAGUCAGGCGGAUACUCAUCAACAGGCGCAAGCGCUCAUCUAGCGACGGGCACACCGCGUAGAAACCGCAAGCCUAACAUCGAGACUCAUAGCAAGGGUGACCUGGUCGCUCUCGGGGCGUUGCAAUGCGCCGUGAAUACGAAUCGAGUCAAAGCUGGGCUUGAGCCUUACGGGACGAAUUAUUAUAUGUAUAUUGAUACUGUUCCCGAGAUAGAUCAAUUCCGGGCCUUUUACUUUUGA